This is a messenger RNA of Ictalurus punctatus (channel catfish), 8737 nucleotides long. RefSeq names its product immunoglobulin superfamily, member 3 (gene igsf3). The coding region runs from base 1203 to 4367 and encodes 1054 amino acids. The record is from RefSeq and is a predicted model, not a curated record. The transcript has 10 exons. NCBI's taxonomy places the organism in Eukaryota, Metazoa, Chordata, Actinopteri, Siluriformes, Ictaluridae.
AAUAUGAGAAACCUAGGCUGCAAUUGCUCAUGAGGUAAGCUUCGGGGUUUUAAUUUUAACAGGCUGAGAUAGCAGAUUUUUACAGGAUUAAAACAACACCCUGACGUGCUGGAGCAUCUGGAAAAUAUUUUAUUAACUGGGAUUUCCGGUUCUCUCUGACGCUGAACCGGUGAACAAUUUUGAUACAUUGUUGCCACUUUUAAGAAAUCGGAACAUUGGAAUAUUUCCGUCUUUUUUUGAUAAACAGUAGGCUACAUUUGUGUCCGCUUUUUUUGUUUGUUUGUUUCAAAUCCUGAAGAACACCCGCCACACACACACACACACACCCACACACACGCUUUGUGGGACACCGAGUGAGCGCGAGACGUCUCGAGACGACAGAUAAUCCCGGAUUGACCAGGAGAAGCAUUGCGGCGUGAGGAGCGCGCGAGACUGAACGCAAAAACAAACAAACGCGCGAAGAAGAAAACAAACAAAAAGAAGCGCGUGAUUAUAUUUAUAUUUAUAUUUCUACUCUCAAAAGCCGGCUUCUGGUUGUCAUUGACAGCAAAGUGAAAAUGGGUUGGGCGACCUUAGGUGGGCGCUUCUUCUCACUGCUCUGCUGCUGAAGGUGAGGCGUCGCACGCAGGAGGAGCAUCUCCACACACACACACACACACACGCACACGCACGCACACGCACACGCACGCACACACACAUUUCUACACGCUAACGUUGCCUACUGAGCUGGAGAACACUGCGCCGAGCUCUGAAGGUGUCCUUUCCUGACCAGAAGAAAAAGCGUGAUAUUUCUCGAGUGUUUUGUGAGGCGGUCCUUCAGCCACUUUCUCCUCCACCGACCUGCCGCGUUUCCUCUGGAGCGUGGGCAGCAGCUGGAGCGUCUACAGACGCGCUGUUCUUGGGGUUUUUUUCUGGUUUUUUGGGAAGCCGUCUCAGCAGACAGGACACAAUAGGCUGCGGGAUCUAAUCUCAGCUGGACGGGAGUGUAUAGAGUCCGUCUCGUGCUGGUGCCUGACCCGUGGACACGCAGACUCGCACGGAUCCUCGGGCUGUGUUUCAGGAGCGGCGCGGCGGCGGUUCCGGCGCUGAAUUCUGGGGCUGGCGGAAUUGUAGUGGGGGUCGGUGCGGAGCUGCGCUGUGAGGACAGGCAAGUUUCAGUUGAGCUCGUUUCGGAGCGACACUGGGACACGCAUUCUCCAGAGAUGGAGAUCAAAUGGCUAAUUAUAGCCUGUGUCUUUCUUGCAGGCGUGAGUACAGCCCAGAGGCUGGUGUCGGUGCAGCCUGGGCCUCUGGUGCGGACCGAGGGCACCCACGUGACCAUCUGGUGUAACGUGACCGGCUACAGAGAGGGAAUGGAGCAGGACUUUGAGUGGUCGAUGUACCUCGAUACAGCUCCUGAUCGAGAGAUCCGUAUCGUCAGCACAGCCCAGUCCAACUACGCCUACGCCGUCUAUUCCCAGCGCGUCAAUGCCAAAGAGAUCUACGUCGAGAGACUGAGCGGCGACUCCGCCCUUCUGCACAUCACCAAGCUGCAGGCCAAGGACCAGGGCGUUUUCGAGUGCUACACACCCAACACGGACGGCGUGUACCUGGGCACCUACAGCGCACGAACCAACCUUACCGUGAUUCCCGACACGCUGUCCGUGACGUCGGCCACUCAGACCCUGUCCAAAGUAGAAGGGGACACGCUGCAGCUGAUCUGCGAGGUCACGCGUCAAACGUCUCAGCACACACACGUCGCGGUCGGCUGGUACGUGCGCUCCACGGACGAGCCGUCUGGCCAGGCGAGGGACCUCGUGACCCUGACGCGGGACAUGGUGCUGAGGCCUGGGACGUCAUACCGGCAGCGUCUGUCCUCCGGAGACGUGCGGCUGGACAAGACGAGCAGCACGUCCUACCGCCUCACGAUCUACAGCCUACAGCCCACAGAUGAGGGCCAGUACUACUGCGAGGCAUCAGAGUGGAUCCAGGACCCCGACCGCUCCUGGUACUCCAUGACACGCAAGCAGUCUGACAAGACUGUGGUCAAAGUUCAGCCCACAGAUCGGGACUUUAGCAUCCAGUUGACAACAGAUCGCCGGGCCUACACGGCAGGUGAGCCGCUGGAGCUCCGCUGCACCAUAGAUGCUCAGAAUGUUGCUGAGCGUUACUUCUCGGUGUCGUGGGUCUUCAGCAGCUCGUCUGUAGCCGUGGUGGGGCCCAGCGCUGUGCCCGUACUGGGGGCAAACUACGUGCAGCGUGAGGCCACUGGCCUCAUGACCAUUCGUAAGGAGAGCCCGUCUGUCCACCUGCUCAAACUGCAGCACCUGCUUCCUGAAGAUGCUGGGAAAUAUAUCUGCAGGGUGACUGAGCGGGAGAAGACACCCACCGGAGACUUCAUCGAUCGAAGCAAGCGCUCCCGUAAUGUUCAGAUCACCGUAACUCCCCUCAGCAGUAACAUUAGCGUGUCAUUGACUAGCAACUCCUUUGAAGUGUUGGAGGGAGAGCACAUCCACUUGACAUGCACAGUGCACUCCACAGUCGGAGCUCUGUCCAUCGUCUGGCAGUGGACAGAUAAGGAUGGCAGCGCUCCUGCUGUUGACCUGGCUUCAGUGGACCGCUUUGGCACCGUACAACCUGGAUCCAGUUACCGGGAACGUCACAGCUACGGGGAGGUCCAUACGGAGCGGGUGCAACCGGACACCUUUACCCUCACCCUGUACAACGCCUUCCCCACAGACGAAGGGCAGUACCGCUGCGGUGCCACCGAGUGGCUUCAAAGCGGCAGUGCGCCAGACUGGGAGUGGCAGCAGAUCGGGGAGAACACAGCCACCACUGCCAUCACUGUGAAAUCUGUCGGAAGAAAAACCUGCCCCCACACAAACAGAGGGUGUGAAGCAGAGUCGUCUUUCUUCGUGUCGGCCUCGUCACGCACUCCCAGCGUGACCUUUGGCGACUCGUUUGACCUGCAGUGCAUUGUGAAAUCCCGCCAUAGCCCUAGCAUUCCUGCCUCGGUGACGUGGCGCUUCCAGCCGGCGGAGGGUGGCAGCGAGCUGCGAGACGUGGUGACGUUCACACACGACGGCACGCUGCAGUGGGGCGAGCAGACGCUGGGCCUUGGUACACGCACCUCGGUGGACCGCACACGCAACAACACCAACUUCCGCCUCAGCGUCACCCGAGCCGGGCGCAAAGAGUCCGGGACGUACCAGUGUGCCGCCGUCCUGUACCGCAGAAAUUACGACGCCACCUGGAGGAUCAUCGCUAACCGCACAUCUAACCUGCUGGGCAUCAGCGUACUGCAGCCAGUGAGCAAGCUGCGCAUGCAAAAGCUCAACCAGAGCCUGCAGUUUGUGGAAGACAGCCGCGUGCGCCUCAACUGCUCCGUUGCGUCCCAGACGAGUACCGAGUCCCAGCAUGCCGUGCUGUGGUAUGCGCGGAAGGGAGGGGCGACCGAGCCUGAUGAGCUGCUGUUGAAGAUCGAGCGUACUGGGGCGUUUGAGUACGGUGCGUACGCUGAGGAGGAGCGCCUGCGCAGCCGCGUGCAGUGCGAACGCCUCUCGCCCAGCCUCUACGGUCUCACGCUGCACCGCGCCGAGACCAGCGACUCCGGAACCUACUACUGUCUAGUGGAGGAGUGGCUCACUGAUCCCGAUGGAGUGUGGUACCGCCUGGCCCGUGACUCAUCAGGCUUCACGCACGUAGUGAUCAAGCAGCCAGCCGUCAAAUUACAGGUGGAGGAGACCGAGUCGAACAUCACAGUGUCGGAAUACGGAUCAGUCCGGUUGGGCUGCAGCAUCCCCUCCCAGUCCUCCAAAGACUCUCGGUUCUCUGUGUCAUGGUACGUGUCCCGCUCGGAGAGAGAAGGCGAGCGGGAGUGCGUGUUCUCUAUCGGCCACGACGCCGUGUUCGGUAAUGGGAACUGCAGUCCGAUGGAGGAACCAGGCCACAACUCUCGACUGCAGUUUGAGCGUACUACCUCAGACGUCUACAGCCUGACCAUUCAAAGGGCACGUCGAGGAGAUGCAGGAAAAUACUACUGUCACGUAGAGGAGUGGCUCCUGAACCCACGCAACGCCUGGUAUCGCCUCACUACAAACAACUCUGGAGCUACCAUCGUUAAUGUUCUUGACAAAGUUUCAACCCUGCAGUCAGUGGUGUGCUCCAACAACUCGCUUUUCUAUUUCGUUUUCUUCUACCCGUUCCCCAUCUUUGGCAUCCUGCUCAUCGCUGUUCUGCUGGUGCGCUACAAGAGCCGGAGUUCCAACAAGAAUCAGGAAGGAAAGAACGGUGCGCCGUUGCUCUGGAUCAAAGAGCCUCACCUGAGCUACUCACCCACCUGCCUGGACCCCCCUGCUCUCAGCCUCCACCCAGGCUCUGUCGAGUAAACUGGGCAGAAAGAAUGCCCUCCCGUAAUCAUCCUCUCUCUCACUCUCUCUUUCUCUGGUUUUUUUUUUUCUUCCUUUUUUUUUUUUUUUUGCUAUCUCUCCUGUUCCUCAGGAGCGCUGUGGGCUCCUGACUCAGCCCUGUUAAUCCCUCCAUAUGGCUGACUCAACCCCUACUCAGUUGACGUGGUCAUGGCUGCAGCGGCUGCCAGAGGAAAAGCCUAGACGUUUGGUUCGGUCGUUUAUUUCAAGGAAUUUCUUUGUAUCGUUUUCACACUCCGCUAUCUGGACUGAUCAUAUUCUCUCAUCGCCCUCACCUGAGCAGAAGUGCCUGUGUGUCUCAAAGCAUUAGGUCUUUUUUUCCCCCCCAGACACACAUGGUCUACAGCACCCUGGUCUGCAACUGGGAUGAAGAACCUGUUCUGUAAAGGAUUACAUGUGAGUUUAUUCUCUUUUUUGAACGUGUGGUAUGAACCCCCCUUUUCUUUUUCUUUUUUUUCUUUUUUACACAUUAUGAAGGCUGGUUUCGUUCACCUGGCUCUAAUUUCAGUAGACUGGCUGCUCACAGCGCUAGCCUGUAAACGUUUUCUGGCAGGAAUAGUACACAGACAGAAAAGUGUCAUUCCACCAGGUGAUAAAAUCUUGGAAAGGAAGGCGGUGAUCUUGCAUUCUUGACUAGGAGGAAGCCACAGAACCGAUCUCAGACCCGUGUCUGUUUGAGCUGAUAAAACAGAGGGGCGAGAGAUGUGUCACCUCCCACUGAGUCUCAUCCUCACUGCCAAAGACCCACUAACACUUGGCUGAUUCUCAGUGCUGAAGACUAACAAACCGGUCCGUCUGCACAAACUAUAACGACUUGACUAGUGUCCAUGACUCCCAUUCCUCUACAUGAGAAUACCAGAAAGAAGGACGCUACACAACGAGCUCGUCGAAUUCCUGCUCUGACCUGUAGUUCCAUCACUAGCGCACACUACGAUGUGGUAUGCUUUUUCUUUGUUCGACGUUUCCUCUCUGAACAAUGGUAGAACUGGGAAUUUCUACUUAAAUUUCCCUAAAAAUGACUCCAGACUGCUGGCCUCUGAGGUGUCUAAGCGAUGUGUGCGUGUGCUGUAAGAAACAUCGCAAUGCUUCACCUCGUACUGUGAACACUUCACCCAUCACCCAUACACCUGUAGUACUAGGCUGAGUGGAGACCAUUCUGAUGGAGUCCAGGUAAGGCGUAGGACUUUAACAUAACGAGACGGUUCCUCUCCACGUCUCCCCGGUUUUAAACUGCCUGUUAUAAACAAGAGACUGUUUGAGAAAUACACGGGACAAUCCUAGUGCCAAGACAUUUGUCAUUGUUUUAUCCGUGCCCUGUCUAAGUGGCCCAGAAGGACGGCAAAAGCCUCCAGGCUUCGAGAUACUACAGUAUGUAAAUAUGGCUUCCCAGCUCAAGCUAGGGGCUUAUGAAAUAUGUAGGUUCAACGAGCUGUUUUCAACCGCUGAGACUUAGUCAAUGAGAUUCUUCAGUAAAUAUAUAUCAACUCGAAGAUCUAGAAAAUCACUAUAAAACUCCAAGGUAUAUAAACUCGCUCCUCCAACUGCUUCUAAGGGAUAGGAUUUCCUUUAUUACUGCAUAAAGGUUCUUAAAACAACUAUCUACGAAAUAAUCUUUUAAAUGGAAAUUCCAUCAAACAUAUUUAGAGAUUCUUCUGUUGUGUUAGAAGUGUGGGGUUUUGAUAUUCCAAAGUGCAGCGCAUCACUACAGAGGGAGCGUAAAUACACCUCCCUUGGGUAUGCUGCUUUGCUUAUUAGGGUGCAUAAGGCAACAAUGAAUUUAUACCUUUUCUUGCCAAGGCAGUGAAAUUUAAUUACACUUCACUACACUGAACGUCUGUUAGGUCAAGGUUUGUUUAAAACCCAUUUCUGGAAGCAAAUUGACAACAAUCGAACGCUGAAAGUCUGUGGGAGGUGUAUUUUUAUUUUAUUUUUUAAUGUUCUUUAUGCCCCUGGAGUUCACAUUAAAAAUGUAUUCCCUUCAUUUAUAAUCCCAGCAAAUGAGUCUACAUGUGCAGGCAGAAUGUGCCUUUUAUCUCUUUUAAGAUGUUUAAUUCAACCUGAAGUAAUGUUUGCUACUACCAGAGGUGUUGCCAAAGAUGUGACAAGAACAGGCGCAGCUCAUGUCCUCCCAAAAUGUCUGGUAGUCCCUGUGACCGACACGAAUCCUAUCUAUAUGUACUGAUUGUGACUACUGUUGUAGUUGAACCUUCACUGCUGCAUAUCCUCCUAAAAGUAACACUUGCAGUUAAAGAGUUCUCAUCCAGUUAGUCCUGCCACUUUGGCUAGCUAGCAUGCUAAUCAUGUACUGUAAUGUUAGCUAGCUAUUACUCAAAAGACCCGGUUACAGCAGCAAUCUACUACUGAUGUGGUGGUGUUUUUUAUUAUUAUUAUUAUUUGUGUGUUUUUCUUUCUGCUUGACUUAACAUUUAGGGCUUUAAAAAUCUUUCAAAGGUUUCCGUACACUGUAUUAACGGUAUCGUAGGAAUGCAGAGUUUAGUUUUGGUUUUUUUCCCCUCGUGAUCGAGAUAUCCGCACCAGGCUUUUGGAACUGAACGUAAUGAAACCAACCUAGCUGUCGAGUUAGCAAAGUAAAGUAGUCAUACAUUUCACAAAGGACUAGACCACUGCCCUCGAUACAGGUGGAAUGUUUAUUACAGCACAAUAAAUCUGCUAUAGCUGUUAUAUGGAUAUGAACAAUACAGUACAAUUUAUAGAAAGGUCUUGAUGACGGUCUUCAUUUUUUCUUUGCUUCUUUGUAAAGCCUCGAAAUAUUUUUAUCUCCCUCCUGCGUGUUCCCUGGAAUUACCGUAUCCGGAGCUGCUCCUGGUUAGUACACUGCCAAAAUUUUGCCACUGAAGUCAAUAUAUCACAGAUUAAAGCUGGACCGCUUUAAGAAAGACACAUAUUUUUUAGUCCGAUAAUGACGUACGAGUUACACUUGAGAAGUUUUUUUUCUUUUUCUCUAUUAAUUCUUAAUGUGUUUUUAGCCACGUCCUUUUUCGUGAGGUCUGAAACCCGAGGAGUUUCGCACAGCACGCGUUAACUAUUGAAAGCUAGAUGCAGUUCAGCAAGUUCACGUCCCUCUCGAGACAAACGAGAACCUCAAAUGCAGCGAUUUGAUUCGUCCUCUCCGGCCCAGCGUCAGGCACUCGCGCGCGAUCACGCAGACCAUCUGUACCCCAGCGAUCUUCACUGUAAAUGCACACAAACAUACGAUACACAGACGUACGAUAACGAUCCGCUCGACGUUUUGUGCUUGUCUUGUUUUUAUUUAUUGAAAUGUACUGUAAAACAUUUAGUUUAGACUGUGUGAACUUCGGCAGUUUGCAUAGAUAGCCUUUUUGCGUGGACUUUUUGGACAAUAAAGCCUCCGUGGCAGAGGGUAUUAUGGGAGGUGCUUUGUGAGCGUGUGGGCUGCGAGCGAUCAUCCACACGAAGCCGUCAGCUCGUAUUAUUUCUCUUUAAAAUCGUGUCAAAGUGUAUAGUGCAUGAUGGAGGAGGAGGACGAGGAGGCAUUUUGAUGUUUUGAACUCUUGAGCAUUGUAUUUCGUGACAUCAUGCCAGUCUGUUGUCACCCUCUCCAUCUCCUGCAUGUUGUACGAGCGUUAUAAAUUGGUUCCUGGAGGUUUUUCCGCCCUGUGGGAGCUCAUUUCUCCUCGGUAACCUGAGGGAAAAUCGCCUGUAAUGAUUGAUUUUUUAUUUUUUUAUUUUUUUUCCCGGUCUCUAAAAUAAUUCCGUGUUUACUUCACACUUUGCAGGCUAUAUAUGAAACGUUGUACGAGUAACAGCUGCGGUUUUCUGCAGACAGUGUUUAUUUGCGCAAAAUUUGCAAUACGAUGAUGUUGCCUGCGUGGACGAGUGUGGAUGAGCGUGGAUGUGUACUUGCCAUAGGCUGCUCUCGUUGCAGGAGAUGGAGGAUGUGGCACUGCUGUGCGAUGUUGCAGUGCUGACGCCAUUCGAGCUAUAGAGAUUUCCUCUAAACUAGUGUUUUUUGUAGUUCAGCGUAACUAGCGGACCCAUAACACCCUCGCAGUGUUGUAGAUGUGUUCUGAGGGCUGCAUGUCAUGGCUGUGUACUGACUCCAGAUUAGCUGUGGAAUUUGAAAAAUAAUACAUUGUGGUGAUGUGUUCAAUUCAGCCAGUGAUGCUUUUUCAAGUGCUGUGUUUUUAUUAUCAUUAUUAUUAUUAUUAUUAUUAUUAUUAUUAUUAUUAUUAUUAUUAUUAUUUUGUAAUUAUACAAAUGCACUGAUGUUAAAAAGAUCAUAGCCUUUUUAUGCUUUGUGUUUUGUUGUAAUAUGUUUUCUUUUGGUAGUUUAUAUAUAUAUAUAUAUA